Closterium sp. NIES-65 is the source of this 417-nucleotide messenger RNA. The record is from the annotation of a GenBank genome assembly. Lineage: Eukaryota; Viridiplantae; Streptophyta; Zygnematophyceae; Desmidiales; Closteriaceae.
AUGGCCGUGGGGAGAAGGGGGCGAACUUCUCAGCACUUCAAAUCUUGCCCCACGAACCUCAUUCCGACAACCCUUUCCCCCUUACUCCUGCACUCCCUUCCCCCCUACUCCCACUCUUCUCUCCCUUGCUCCCAGAUCGUCGGCCGAUACAGCAGGGCAGGGGGAGAGGAGGCAGAGGGCGCAUGGACGAGGGGGGAGGGGGGAGAGGAGGGCGGGGAAGAGGGUGGGAUGACGGGGGGCGAGGAGGAGGGAGAGGAGGAAGAGGAGGUGGAAGAGGCGGAGGACCAGGAGGAAGAGGCAGGGGCUGAGCGGCCAUUGGUUGGGAGUGUGGGAUGUGUGUGUGUGUGCAACAGCUCAGUGCGCACUCCUUUGUAUCGUGCUGCACUGUGCUCUUUGGGAACUGGCUAUGUUCAAUGA